CCAUUAUCUCAUUUCCAACAGGCUUUAUAUUUAUUUCUAAAAGAAGGUAAAACUAAAAAGGAGCGAAGGGCACAGUUUUUUUUGGUUCUCAUCUGAAAAACAUUUGGAGAGAAAAGGGAAGAAAGAUGCAGGCCACUCCACUGCAGUGUGGGUGAGCAGAAAUUCUUGGUCCACUUUUGCAUCGCCCGAUAAAUAGAAAGAUACAAGCUGCGCGGCUGCGCUGCGGGCAGCCAGCUAAACUAGUCCUUUGAUAAGUAAAAUUUGCCCCAUUUCUUUGUCCGCUGUGCAUUUUUUUGGGUUCUUUCUUCUACUUUUUUUUCUUUCUGUUGGUCUCUCCUGAGGCUCUGAGGGACAUGGUCCCGCCGGGGGACUUAUGAUCGACGAAGCUACAGAAUGAGGAGGCAAAAAUUCACGAUCAUGUGACCUUGUGCUGACGAAAACAUCUAUUUUUUAAGUGCAGUCGGAGAAGGUAAAAUGAUCUCGGGCGAGGAAGGAGGAACUUCCUUGGAGUGGAAGUUCUCGCAGGUUUUUGGUGAACGGGCGGCCGGAGAAGACGUGCAAGAGGUUGAUAUUAUCUCGGCAAUUGAGUUUGACCAGACUGGUGAGCAUUUGGCUACGGGAGAUCGUGGUGGGCGUGUUGUACUUUUUGAAAGGACUGAUGGCAAAGAUCUGCAAUCUCAGAGUGAGCUUGAAAGGCUAGAUUACCCCAUGCCUAAGCAUCCUGAAUAUAGAUACAAGACUGAAUUUCAGAGCCAUGAACCUGAGUUUGACUAUUUGAAGAGUUUGGAAAUAGAAGAGAAAAUCAAUAAGAUCAGGUGGUGCCCAACUGUCAAUGGUGCUUUGUUUCUUCUUUCGACAAAUGACAAAACAAUCAAGCUAUGGAAGGUUCAAGAGAGAAAGAUCAGGAAAGUAUGUGAAAUGAAUGCAGAACCUAUAACUCGGUUGGAAAAUGGAAGCUUGCCAGGAACUAGUCCUGUGGUAAUUCCAAGGACAGUUUCCCCCUCAAAUGGCAUUCCUUCUCAGUUUUUCAGUAAUGCAUCUUCAGACUCAUUUCCAGUAGGAGGCAUUCCUUCACUCCGACUACCCACGGUAGUAGCUGGCAGCGAAACUUCACUCGUGGCCAGAUGUCGGAGAAUAUAUGGUCAUGCUCAUGAUUAUCACAUCAACUCAAUUUCAAACAACAGUGAUGGGGAAACAUACAUAUCAGCAGAUGAUCUACGCAUAAAUUUGUGGAACUUGGAAAUAAGUGAUCAAUGCUUCAAUAUUGUUGAUAUUAAACCUACCAACAUGGAAGAGCUUACUGAGGUGAUAACAUCGGCAGAAUUUCACCCUAGUCACUGCAAUAUGUUAGCUUACAGUAGUUCAAAGGGCACUAUUCGACUUAUUGACAUGCGACAAUCGGCUUUAUGUGACAGAUAUUCAAAAGUAUUUGAGGAGCAGGAAACACCUGGUUCAAGAUCAUUUUUUACCGAGAUAAUUGCUUCUGUUUCUGAUAUAAAGUUUGCUAAGGAUGGCAGACAUAUUUUGAGUCGUGAUUUCAUGACCCUAAAGCUGUGGGACUUAAACAUGGAAUCAAGUCCAGUUGCGACUUUCAAGGUUCAUGAAUAUCUAAGGCCUAAGUUAUGUGAUUUGUAUGAAAAUGAUUCGAUAUUUGAUAAGUUUGAGUGCUGCCUUGGUGGUAAUGGACUUCAUAUGGCAACUGGGUCUUACAGAAUACUAAUAAGUGAAUCUUUGACUACGGAAACAGCAAUGCAUUCCGUAUUUUCAAUCGUUUUGGUGGUAGUGAUGAGGGAACCAUCUUGGAAGCCAGUAAAAAUCCCAACAGAAGACGGCUCAUUCCAACACCUCCAAAGCCUGGAAGGUCCCUUGCAAGUCUUACACGGGGGCGAACUGCGCGAGUAAAUGACAGCGCAGGGGGGGAAAUAAAUGGAGGGGCAUAUGAUUCCACUUCAAAGUUACUCCAUUUGGCAUGGCAUCCAACCACAAAUGUCAUUGCAUGUGCUGCUUCAAAUAGUUUAUAUAUGUAUUAUGCCUAAUUAAAACAUCUCCAUUGUAAUCAACGGAUAGGUGUUAUUUUUUUCUCCACCAUCAGUGGAGCAGUUUCAAGCUCAGCUAUUAUCAGACGAGCAACAUAUCCGUAUUUAUGCUCCUGAAUUUGAUUUGUGACUUGCUACAGCUUGUAGCAUGCUUGGUCUGCUCUGUUCCUGUCUGUAGAUGCCAUGGAGGACCCCAUUUAUAAAAGGUUGUGCCAAAGCCUCUUCUUUUAGAAUACAUAGCAGAUGUUAGGGGAUCAAGUUUCAUUGUUGAUUCUUUUUAGCAGGGACACAUUCCAAGCUGUUGUAGGUUAAUUGAAGUGAUCUGUGUUCCUCAACGGGUAUGGUCAUGUAUUGUAUAGUGUUAUGCCAGGAGGCAACUAAAAUUUGACUUGUUUGUUGUCAUUCAAGGCACGCAAGUGUCAUUUGGAAUGUGGUACUAACCCCAGUGCAUUGGGUCUUAAUUGUCAGGCAGUUAACCAAAUUAGGGCUCGUUGCUCUGCUUUGUUUGUAAUUUUUAUUUUUAACUGAUGGUAAAAAGGGGCCAGCUGAUUUCCCUGGUACAUUUGAAGCAGAUUUUAAGCACGUGCUGCAGCAUCAAGCACAGAUGUACCAAUCAUACAUUUGUAUUUUCUCCUUUUAUAAUUUUGAAUAAUGUUAAAUGCUUCUGGUUUGCCUGA
This is a messenger RNA of Cryptomeria japonica (Japanese cedar), 2713 nucleotides long. RefSeq names its product serine/threonine protein phosphatase 2A 55 kDa regulatory subunit B beta isoform. Gene Ontology annotation, biological process: peptidyl-serine dephosphorylation. Gene Ontology annotation, molecular function: protein phosphatase regulator activity; protein binding. Gene Ontology annotation, cellular component: cytosol; protein phosphatase type 2A complex. Lineage: Eukaryota; Viridiplantae; Streptophyta; Pinopsida; Cupressales; Cupressaceae. The transcript is spliced from 14 exons. Bases 475 to 1902 code for a protein of 475 amino acids. The record is from RefSeq and is a predicted model, not a curated record.